AUGCAAUUCACUACCCUUUUCGCCGGACUUCUCGCCUUCGGCUCUUUUGCCAUGGCACAAGAGAUGUGCAACCACGGCUGGUCAUUCGAUCAAGCCAACUGCGUAAGCAAAACCACUCUUGAUCCCCCUCUUCCCCCAAAAGAACAUUGGAGAGAACUAACAACCUUUCAGAAUGGUAUGAAAGGAAGGAACUUGUAUUGUUGCGAUCCAAACGGUGUUUCGUCAGAACAGUUUAACAUUCCCCGUGGUAAUUGUGGAGACGUCAAUGGGAUCGGCUGGGUUAACUGCGGUAACCCCACUGGUGGUAUACGAGCAGCUCAUAGAUGUAAGACGGGUUCAUCCCGUAUCAUUAUUCAAUAG
Drepanopeziza brunnea f. sp. 'multigermtubi' MB_m1 is the source of this 360-nucleotide messenger RNA. The record is from RefSeq and is a predicted model, not a curated record. Lineage: Eukaryota; Fungi; Ascomycota; Leotiomycetes; Helotiales; Drepanopezizaceae.